Molecule: messenger RNA, 873 nt
Organism: Spodoptera litura
Lineage: Eukaryota; Metazoa; Arthropoda; Insecta; Lepidoptera; Noctuidae
Source: RefSeq, a predicted model, not a curated record
AUGGGGGAGGCAGGCAUACCAGGUGAUAUAUUGGGAACGUUGAAAUACUGGUACGGAUCUCAGACCAAUGUGGUAAAAUGGGGUAAUGGUGGCUUUUCUAACGAGUACACACUUAAAUGUGGCGUAAGACAGGGUGGCCUAACAUCUCCGUCCUUGUUUAACCUAUAUAUAAAUGGACUGAUUGAGGAGCUCAGCAGAUCAGGCGUCGGCUGUCACAUGUGUAAUGAACCAGUAAAUAACUUAAGCUACGCCGACGACAUGGUCUUGCUGAGCCCCUCAGUUGACGGCCUACGAACAAUGCUUUCCAUAUGCGAAAAAUAUGCCCUGAGACAUGGACUAACGUAUAAUGUUAAAAAGUCAGAAGUCAUGAUUUUUAGACAUGACAGAACUUGUUGCUUUAAUCCAGUAAUAACACUUGGCGGCACUCAAUUAAACGUUGUAUCGAAAUUUAAAUAUCUAGGUCAUGUAAUUAACAAUAAUCUAAAAGAUGAUGACGACAUGGAAAGGCAAAAGAGGUCCAUUGCUGCAAAAGCCAACAUGUUGGCGCGCCGAUUUGCUCGGUGCAGUAACGCAGUAAGGAUCACUCUGUUCGUGGCUUACUGUCAGGCGUUCUACACCUGCUACCUAUGGAAGAACUAUACACAGCGGACGUAUCACGCGUUACGCGUGCAGUAUAAUAAUGCAUUCAGAGCUAUGCUCAACCUACCGUGGAGGUGUAGUGCGUCUGGCAUGUUUGCCGAGAAUAGGGUAGAUGACUUUUAUGCAGUGAUGAGAAAACGGGCUGCCUCCUUCAUGAACCGAAUACGAAAUACUGACAAUAUUAUUGUCCAGGCUGUGUAUGACUGCUGCAAGUUUGACAUUUGUGACAUGUAA